UCUUUCACCCUUACCAACACACACAUUCAUGCUGCAUCAUCGCUAUCUGAUCGCAUGCGUGCUGCCGUUCUUAUUUCCAGUCUCUAUUCUGGCAGACAAGAGCACGCAGCAACACCUUACGGAAGGAAACCAGUUUCUCGUUACCGGACAGCUUAAUGACGCUUUGAUAAGCUUUGACGCUGCCAUUCAAAAGGAUCCGGAUAACUACUUGUCUUACUACAAGCGAGCCACGGCAUAUCUAUCCUUGGGACGCAACAAUGCAGCUGCAGACGAUUUUUCGAAAAUUCUUGAUCUGAAGCCUGAUUUUGAUCAGGCACUGAUGCAGCGCGCACGGAUCUAUGCAAAAGAAGGCGAGUUUGCAUUGGCCACGAAGGAUCUGCAGAAAUAUUUAAAGGGUCAUCCCAAGGAUGCUGACGCUAUGGCUUUGCUGCAAGCUGUCAAUGAGGCCGAAUCAACCAUGCAAGCGGCUGAAAAGGCAUGGGAAAAGAACCAGUAUGACGAAUGCAUCCAACAUGCCUCGAAUGUAAUUACAACUGCACCACAGUUGACUCGUUUACGUAUCUUGCGUGCCAAUUGUCACAUUGGCAAAGGAGAAAUUGAGGAGGCAGCUGGUGAUCUGACUCGAGCGGCAUAUUUGAACCCUUCCGAUCCAGACAUUUUAGUCCGUUUGGCCAAGAUUAACUUUUUCUCACUGUACGAAGCACAAGGCGCACUUUCACAACUUAAACAAUGCUUACACUACGAUCCGGAACAAAAACAAUGCAAAAAGCUCUUUCGACAAAUCAAAAAGCUGGACAAGGAGAUCAACAAGGCACAAGACGAUUUCGAAGCAAAGCGAUAUGCAACAGCUAGCAACAAAAUCAUUGGCACACCAUCUUCUGCUGGCGUGGUUUCCGAAAUCGAUGAGCCUUACAAUGCACUAGUACAAGAACUCGACAUCACUUCACCCUUACCCAAACGACUCCACAUCAAAUGCUACGAACUAGCGUGUAAGAUCGCUGCCGAGAACAACAAAGGGAAACAGAACGUUAUUGAAAAGUGGUGCUCUGCUACGUUGGAAUUACAAGACGACAAUCUGGACGCAUUGAUCAAUAUGGGUGAAGUCAAGUUAAAACAAAACGAGUUUGAAGAAGCGGUUCGGAUUUUGGAAAAGGCCAAUGAAGUCAGUGGUGGCCAAAACAAUCGGGUACGACACAUGCUGCAGCGGGCACAACAAAUGUUACGGCAGAGUAAACGGCGCGAUUAUUACAAGAUCUUGGAUGUGGCAAGGGACGCGGAUUCGCGUGAUAUCAAGAAGGCAUAUAGACGUAAAGCACAAGAAUGGCAUCCGGACAAGUAUUCCGGCGAUUUAUCCAAAGAAGAAGUGGAGAAGAAGAUGGCGGAUAUCAACCAGGCUUAUGAAGUGCUCAGCGAUGAUGAAAUGCGCCAGCAAUACGAUAAUGGUUACGACCCGUAUGAUCCUGAAAAUGGUCAAAGUGGUGGUGGUGGUGGUGGUGGCCAUCCAUUCCAUCAACAACGUGGCGGCAAUCCAUUCGCGCACUUCCAAGGCGGGUUCCCUUUUGGAGGUGGCGGCGGUUUCCCUGGUGGUGGCGGUAGUGGUGGUCCGUUCUCAUUCAAAAUGCAAUUUUAGAUAACGCCCUUAUAUACACACUAAGCCGGUCCACAUAUACAGCAUAAUACCCAAGUCUCUCUCCCUCCAUCCCUUGCCUCCUUCCUUCUUUUCUUAUAACACUCUCUUACCAACCUUUGUAAAUUUGCUUAAUGAAAUUAUUUUUUUG
Messenger RNA from Zychaea mexicana, 1778 nucleotides. RefSeq lists its product as uncharacterized. NCBI's taxonomy places the organism in Eukaryota, Fungi, Mucoromycota, Mucoromycetes, Mucorales, Lichtheimiaceae. The coding region runs from base 29 to 1630 and encodes 533 amino acids. The record is from RefSeq and is a predicted model, not a curated record. Gene Ontology annotation, cellular component: endoplasmic reticulum. The transcript is spliced from 5 exons. Gene Ontology annotation, molecular function: misfolded protein binding; protein-folding chaperone binding. Gene Ontology annotation, biological process: protein folding in endoplasmic reticulum.